Coffea arabica (coffee) is the source of this 2413-nucleotide messenger RNA. NCBI's taxonomy places the organism in Eukaryota, Viridiplantae, Streptophyta, Magnoliopsida, Gentianales, Rubiaceae. The record is from RefSeq and is a predicted model, not a curated record.
UCCCUCCUCUUAAUCCACCAAACCCUUUCUUCUCCAUCUAUCAACGGCACCUUAAUUCCACCAAUACGCAAAACUCCUCCAUUAUUUUUUCCAUCGACUUUUGUCAUCAUCUACUUCUCUCUCAACCAAGAAAAUCCCCAAAAAAUACAUCAAAUGUUUUAGCAACAAAACCCAGCAGGAGAAAAGUCAACACUUCUGAGCUCUUUUAAAGGUUACAGAAACUUAGGAGCAGAGGAAGGGGAGGAGCCAUCGCAGCUUGGCGCUGCCGUUUUCGCCCUGCUUUCUUCAGCAAAUAACCCUUGAAAAAGAGACAGAAUGAGCGGAGCGGGAAAGGUGGUGUGCGUGACAGGAGCAUCAGGAUACAUAGCUUCAUGGUUGAUCAAGAUGUUGCUUCAUCGGGGUUAUACCGUCAAAGCUUCCGUUCGUGACCUCAAUGAUCCAAAAAAGACAGAAUUCUUGAUGGCACUGGAUGGAGCCAAGGAAAGACUUCGCUUGUUUCAGGCAAACUUACUAGAAGAGGGAUCCUUUGAUGCAAUAGUUGAUGGAUGUGAAGGUGUUUUUCAUACUGCAUCUCCACUCCUUCAUCCAACGAGUGUGACCAAUCCACAGAUAGAGCAAUUGGAUCCUGCACUAAAGGGGACACUGAAUGUGCUGCGAUCUUGUGCUAGAGUUUCAACUAUCAAAAGAGUGGUUUUAACAUCUUCUAUGAGAGCAGUGACAUGUAAUCGGGAACUAAAGGAUGGUGUUGUAGUUGAUGAAAGUUGGUUUGCCGAUCCAACAUACUGUGAGGAGCGCAAGUUGUGGUAUCCACUAUCAAAGAUUUUGGCAGAGAAUGCUGCUUGGGAGUUCUCAAAGGAGCAUGGUAUUGAUAUGGUUGCAAUCAUACCAGGAAUGGUCAUUGGUCCCAUCUUGCAGCCUUAUCCCAGUUUAACUGCAGGAAUGGUCCUGAACCUAGUAAAUGCUGCAUCAUUCUAUACCGCGCGCAUGAGAUGGGUUGAUGUUAGAGAUGUUGCCUAUGCACAUAUUCUAGCCUUUGAAGUCCCUUCUGCCAGUGGAAGAUAUUGUGUAGUUGAGGGAUUUGCACUGUGGACUGAGUUUAUCAAGACUCUGAAUGAAUUGUAUCCUACUCUCCAAUUGUCAGAUGAGUGUUCUACUAGUACACCCCUAGUUGAGCCAAACUACGAAAUAUCAAAUGAAAAAGCAAAGAGUUUGGGGAUUGAGUUCAUUCCUUUCAACAUGAGUGGAGCUGGGAAAGUGGUGUGUGUGACUGGAGCUUCGGGUUACAUCGAUUCAUGGCUGGUGAAGCUGCUUCUAGACCGCGGUUAUACUGUCAAAGCUUCUGUUCGUGAUCUCAAUGAUCCAAAUAAGACAGAAUUCUUGAUGGCACUUGAUGGAGCCAAGGAAAGACUUCACUUGUUUCAGGCAGACUUACUAGAAAAUGGAUCCUUCAGUGCUCUAGUUGAUGGCUGUGAAGGCGUAUUUCACACAGCAUCUCCUGUUCUGCUUUCUGUCAGCAACCCUGAGGCAGAGCUAUUGGACCCUGCAGUAAAGGGAACACUAAAUGUGCUGCGCUCUUGUGCAAGAGUUUCAUGUAUCAAAAGAGUAGUAUUAACAUCUUCUAUGGCUGCCGUUGCAAACAACCGAGAAUUAAAGGAUGGUGUGGUAGUUGAUGAGAGUUGGUUUUCAGACCCGUCAUACUGUGAAGAGCACAAGAUGUGGUAUGUACUUUCAAAAAUUUUAGCAGAGAAUGCUGCAUGGCAAUUCACAAAAAAGCACGGAAUUGACAUGAUUGUGAUUAAUCCAGGAAUGGUUAUUGGUCCUAUCCUGCAGCCUUUUGCCAGUCAAAGUGUAGGAAUAAUCCUGAACCUAGUAAAUGGAGCUGAUUCGAUCAAGGGUGCACCUUUUGGAUGGGUUGAUGUUAGAGAUGUAGCCUAUGCACACAUUCUAGCCUUUGAAAUCCCUUCUGCCAGUGGAAGAUAUUGUAUAAUUGAGAGAUCUGCUCACAUCUCUCAGCUCACCAAACUUCUGCGAGAACUUUACCCUACUCUCCACUUACCAGAUAUGUGUUCUACCAGUGGCAAUUCCCAACACCCAGACUAUGGAGUAUCAAACAAGAAAGUUAAAAGCUUGGGAAUGGAAUUGAUUCCAUUGGAUGUCAGCCUAAAGGAUACCAUUGACAGCUUGAAGGAGAAGAACUUAGUUAGUCUUUAAAUAAUAGAAAUGAUUUUUUGUGAAUCAACUACUGAAUAGAAAAUUGUUACAUGUUCUCAAAACUUUCCUGCUUUAAACCCUCCACAUGCUUAUUCCAGUUUGGCAAAACUUCUUUUAACAUUAGUGUCCAAAUCCCAUCCUUGGUGUCCAAAUUGACAAGUGCAUAUUUUGAGUGUUUUAAGUGUAUUUUAUUAUUUAGUUU